Messenger RNA from Caenorhabditis angaria, 3495 nucleotides. NCBI's taxonomy places the organism in Eukaryota, Metazoa, Nematoda, Chromadorea, Rhabditida, Rhabditidae. The record is from the annotation of a GenBank genome assembly.
AUGGACAUUUCUCGUCAAACCAUCGCAAAACCUAGAUUUUUAGAAGUCGAAAAAUUCGUAGAAUCUCGAACAAAUUCAAUCGCUCAAUUAUUAAAAGCAAUUGAUAAUGAAGCUUUGGUUUCCGGUGAAGUUACAAAAGGUCCAAGAACCGCAGCUCAAAGACUACCAAGACAUAUGAGAAGAAGAGCAAUGGCACAUGAUGUUAGAAGAUUUCCAAAAGGAAUGAGAAGCUUCGCAUCAAGUUAUUUGAUUUCGAAACAUCGCAAAAAGCCGCCAAGUCGUUUUGCAAGACGAAAACCAUCGAAUAUUUUAAAGGUUUAGAGAUGGGGAAGUGAAAAAAUAAUUAAAGUAUUUAUAGAGCUACGCCAGACGAAAGAUGUUGAAUGGGAAAUGGUUAGAAACUCAUAUUUGGCAUGCGAAAAGAUUUCGGAUGAUUAAGAGGUGAAUUUUUAGACGUGGCUCUCAAGAAAUUAUUCAAAGAAUGGACCAAAAUUGUUUAGAAAAAACAGUCUGAAACUGGGUUAGGGAAAGAUUUUAGGAUGAAAAAUAUACCUUAUUUUUUCACUCACUCUCUUUAAAUUCUUUUUUCCAGAUGGGGAUUCAAACUUGCCGAUCGAAGUUAUCAACGUGGAUUUCGAGCAAUCAUUCGAGAUUCGAAUAAAAAAUGCGUUGUUCGUGACCGAUCUUUUCUGACUUGUAUCACAAUAUCUUCCGAGGACAAUGCAAUAAUUUUAGAAGGAAUCGAAAGAUUAGUUAGUAAAAAAUGCGGAAUAACUUUCAAUUCCGAGAAAGGUUUAUCUGGAAAACACGAACUUCCGAUUCAUAUUUAUGAAAAGGAUAAAUAUCCAAGCAAUUAUAUUGGACCUGCGAGAUUUCAAUGGGUUUCAAAGUCAGUUUUUCUGUUGAGAUUUUGAUAGUCAUAUAUUAUAAUAGUAUUUGUUGAUCACGAUUCUUGUGUUGUCUGCUGUUAAAAAUCAAAAUUUUCAGAAAUCAACUUGUUAUUUGGUGUCAUCCAUCAGUUGAAGAGACACUUAUCAAUCAAUUGAAAGACUUGUUUGGAUUAGAAAAAAUAGAAAACAUGGAAAAAGACGAGGAAGAAGAAGAAAAUGAGAAGAAUAUAUUAUAUUCUUCAGAGAAAGUGAAAGUUUUGGUAUAUUCUGGAGAAAUCAAUCGAUUCAGAUUGUUUGGACCUUUAUCGUUAGAAAAAUUGGCGGAAGCUAUUCGAUUGACUGAAAAUCAAGAGGAAUUUGGAAAACAUCACGAACAAUUUCGAAAAAUUGUGAAUUCGAAGGAUUAUUUGACGAGAAUUGCUAAUGGAACGAUUUUAUCGAUUGAGAUUGAGGAUUCGAGAACUUGUUGGGAUCGAAAAGAUCGAAAGAAGAAUUGGAAAAAAGAGAGAAAUGAGGGAGAUGAGGAAGAGUUUUGGAUGGAUUUGGAACAACCUUCGACUUCAUUUUGGAAUCAAGAAGUUCGAGAGAAUGCAAGAGAUAAAAAGUGAGGGAAUUUGUAAAUUUUUUGUUCGAAAAAUCAGGAAUUCUCAAAAAAUUCAGAAAAACCUAUCUUAAAAAACUCAAAAUUCUCACCGAAAAAUUCAAUAGUAUUUUCAGACUACCCAACAAAGAUUUCCAAAAACAAAAUGCUGAAAAAAUCGAAGGACUCAAAAGAACAGAUUCAAAAAUCCCAAUCCUCGUCAUUUUUCGAAAUACAAAUCAAAGUAUUCUUGAUGGAAUUGAAAUUCUGAUUCCACAAGAUUUUGGAAAAGAUUUAUGGGUCGCUUUGCAAAAGAUGUGGAGUUCGAGCAAGUGGAAUGCGAGAUGAUUUUUCGGCACAUUUAGAAGCUCGUGCACUUUGUAGUCCGAAUGAUGAUAUUGAUUCGAAGGCUGGGAAAGAGUUUGAAGAUUAUACGAGGGAUCAAGUUCAUGUAACAUUGGGGGAAGGAAAGGAGUUCAGGAAUUUUUUUAUCAUGGUUUUUAAAAUUUCCUAAAUCUAAAUUUAUUCUGUCAAAACCCUUCAUUUUCAACCUGAACCUUUUUUUUAAAUUUUCCAGAAAGUGUGGCUCGGUCGGCCAUUCAAUAGACGAUGUCGAUUCUGGAGUGCUUUAUCUAUCAAAUAUCCAUUCACAUAUAACUGGCCAAAUCUUUGUUCAGAUUGGGGAAAUCGAGAUGAUUCACCACCAAUUGUUUGUCGAGACUUACAACAACUCGCAUUUUUUGACACGGUUUUGCGCGGGAAAAAUAGUGGGUUUUUUGAAAAUAUUUGUUUGAUCCUUCUCCAGCCCAUUUCUCUGAAAAAAUUACCUGAAAAUUUUGAAUUCAUUUUUUUUCAGUUUAGUUAAAAUCUUAAAGUUUCAAACUUGAAAAUAUAUUUGCUAAUUUAGUGAUGACGUGGCAAAAAAUAACUAAAUUAUAGAAAAUUUUAAUUGGAAUUUGCUGUAUGAGAAAAAUUUCAUUUUUAAUACGUUUCCCUGGAUCUCCUUCCCAAACGUUGAAUUUUCAGAACCGUCUGAAAAUCUCGAAUCCAUCCUCAUCCCCGUCAAACUCGAUUUCAUUGGAAGAGGAAGACCGAAAAAAUUGGGAAUUAUUUGUUUGCCGACUGAAGAAGAUUUGAAGAAUUUGAAAAUCAAUCGAAAUAUUGAAAUUAUCCAGGAAAGUUUGAAAAUCAAGGAAAUUGGCGAAGAACACAUGGAAGUUGAAGAGGAAAAUAAUGGAGAAAGAAAGUUGACUGGAUUUGUAUCACUUGAAGCAGCGGCGAAUGAGAAACCGAUUAGUUUGAAAAAUAUAUUUGAAAAUGAUCAGAAAUUGGAUGAUAAAAAUAUUCGAAGAAAAAGAUUGAACAAGAAAAAAAGAGAGACGAAAAAACGGAGAAAAUUGGAAGGAGAAAUGAAUCCAGUUGAGGAAAAUGAGCAGAGAAUUCAGAAAAGUAUGGAGAAUUAUCGAGAUUCGGCAAAUCGAACGAUUAUUGGAAGAAUUGUUAAUGGAGAACAAAGUUUGCUUGGUGGAUGUGGAAUUGGGUUGGGAUUUAUCUGUGCGAGUUCGUUGGAACAGUUUUCGGCCAAUUUUGGAAAAUGUGAGCAUUUUUGGGAAGUUAUUUGACGGGACUCACAAAAAUUGAUAUCUAUGCAGAAAAUCGUUUUUUUAACCCCAAAAUAUUCUGGAAAAUAUACGUUUCAAAAUUUUUAUGAGUGAAAAUUUCAGAAUUUUGAAAAUUGUUCAUGGAAAAAUACAAAAUACAAAAAUUUGAAACACUACGAGCAAAAAUCUACAGGAGCUUUUCAAAAACUUGAUAUGCUCAAGUAUUUUUUUUUUCAAAAACAGCUUAAAAAUAUACGUUUCAAAAAUGUUGUAACUGCAAAAAAUUGAAGAAUCGAAUAAUUUACAAUUCCCAACUCAAAAAUAAUUUUUUAAAGGCAAAUCAUUGGUUCUCGUUCGAAAUUCGACUUCAAAAUACUAUCAUCCGGCUGUGGUUUCAGUAAUUCGAAGAACUUCACAAAUUUAA